AUGUCAACAGAAUCAGAAAACGUAUUUAGACAACUGUUUAGAAACUGGAAUGAUAGAUCAGCCAGAAACCAAACCACACAACCAAAUAGCAGACCGGUACUUGCAGAAUGGACCGACUAUUUCAAGACCGGAGCAAAUGAUUUAUACAGUAGAUUGCCUACAUCCGUACAAGAGAUAGGCGCAACAAGCAACACUGUACUGGAACCUGGAUGGUUCAAUUUAACUAGGUUCGAAAGAUUAGUUGGAUUUGGAUGUUGUCUAGGAGCAUCAGUGUUAUGUUUUGUAUUGUGUUUCUUCAUGUUUCCUGUAUUAGCGUUGAGACCACGAAAGUUUGGAUUAUUAUGGACAGGAGGAUCGGUAUUGUUUGUGGUUUCAUUUGGGGUAUUACAAGGGCCAUACAACUAUGCGUGUCAUUUACUUUCUAGAGAUAGAAUAGUAUUCACUGUGGUGUUUUUCUCAUCUGUGUUGUUGACUAUUUAUUCCGCAUGUAUUAUAAAGAGCAGUAUAUUAACUGUGUUUACUAGUAUCAUUGAAAUAUUGGCAGUAUUGUACUAUUCAAUUAGCUACUUUCCUUUUGGUGCAACUACAUUGACAUUUUUCACAAGCUAUAUUGUUGGUUAUGUCGGUGGACUAGUGGGUGGUGUGAUCUUAUAG
Messenger RNA from Candida tropicalis MYA-3404, 654 nucleotides. It is a transcript of the gene SFT2, whose product is annotated as Sft2p. Gene Ontology annotation, cellular component: membrane. Lineage: Eukaryota; Fungi; Ascomycota; Pichiomycetes; Serinales; Debaryomycetaceae. Gene Ontology annotation, biological process: vesicle-mediated transport. The record is from RefSeq and is a predicted model, not a curated record. The coding region runs from base 1 to 654 and encodes 217 amino acids. The transcript has a single exon.